This is a messenger RNA of Geodia barretti, 210 nucleotides long. Lineage: Eukaryota; Metazoa; Porifera; Demospongiae; Tetractinellida; Geodiidae. The record is from the annotation of a GenBank genome assembly.
AUGCCCAUCUCGGCCACCUUCGUGAACGCCGACCGCAAUGAGUUCAUCUGGAUCCGCAACUUCAACAGCGCCGAGGAGAUUCCGGCAAAGGAGGCCGCCUACUUCGCCUCCGACGAGCGCAAGGCCCUCGGUGACAAACCCACCAGCCACCUGGCCAAGAUCGAGGUCAAGGUCAUCGAGACCGUCCUCCAGCCUGCCGGCGUCGCCUAA